Molecule: messenger RNA, 613 nt
Organism: Mesorhabditis spiculigera
Lineage: Eukaryota; Metazoa; Nematoda; Chromadorea; Rhabditida; Rhabditidae
Source: the annotation of a GenBank genome assembly
AUGUACGAGGUGUUGAGCCACGACUACCGCACCACGACGCCCUACCGCGGUUCUCGGGUGGCCAUCAUCGGUGCCGGCUUCUCGGGCAUCGAUAUUGGUCUACAGGUUGCUGACGUGGCCAAGGAGGUGCUAUUAUUCGGCAAACAGGAGCAGCAACAACACGGGUUCCCGGCAAAUUUGAGGCAGAUCGACGAAAAAGUCGUUAAAAUCACUACCAAGGGCGUGCUGACAAUCCACGAGGAGCGCGAGGUCGAUCACAUCAUCAUCAGCACCGGAUACCAUUGCAGUUACCCGUUCUUGCCGGAGGGCUUGGUGGAGGUCGUCGGUGCCGGGCGAGUCGUUCAACCGCUCUACCAGCAUUUCGUCCAUCGCCACUACCCGACUUCGCUCUUUUUCCCGGGGCUCAACUUCAUCGCCGCGCUUUUCACAGCAUUCAAUUCACAGGCUUUGUACGGCUUAUCCUUGGUCGAGGGAAAAGCGGACGUCCCUAGCGAACCGGAAAUGGAUGCAUGGGAGGGAAGGCAACUAUCCCGAUUAGGCCAACGACCAUUCCGGCACUAUCACAUGUUGGCCAACGACCAGUGGGAUUAUUACGAUGAGCUGCAACGGAAAG